AUGUCAGAAGAUUAUGAGAAAUAUAGAAUGGGCAGUUCAAAUGAGACCCAUCAAAGAUCCAUACAACCAAUAACAUCAUCAAUUAGUAAAUCAAAUGAAAAAACCAAACAACAAACUGAUUUUGUUCAAGAUUCAGAUAUAAUAGAAACUUCCAGUAUAAAUGAUGAAUUUGGUGAAGUUAAAAGAGAUUUGAAAGCCAGGCAUGUUUCUAUGAUUGCCAUUGGUGGUACCAUUGGUACUGGGUUAUUUAUAUCUACUGGUUCUUUGCUUCAUACUACUGGUCCAGUAAUGUCAUUGAUUUCAUUUUUAUUUGUCACAACAAUUUGCUUUUCCGUGACUCAAUCACUUGGUGAAAUGGCCACAUAUAUUCCAAUUUCUGGGUCCUUUGCUCAAUUCGUUACUAGAUGGGUGUCUAAAAGUUGUGGUGCUGCUAAUGGUUGGUUAUAUUGGUUCUCAUGGGCCGUCACUUUUGGAUUAGAAUUAUCGGUUGUCGGUCAAGUUAUUCAAUUCUGGACUGAUGCCGUGCCAUUAGCUGCUUGGAUUUCCAUAUUUUUCGUUAUUUUGACUAUUUUCAAUUUUUUCCCAGUGAAAUUUUAUGGGGAAGUUGAAUUUUGGAUUGCUUCGAUAAAAAUUAUCGCCGUUUUCGGUUGGAUCCUUUAUGCUUUUAUCAUGGUAUGCGGUGCUGGUAAAACUGGCCCAGUAGGAUUCCGUUAUUGGCGGAAUGGGUAUGCUUGGGGUGAUGGUAUUUUGGUUAACAAUAAUGGUAAAUAUGUUGCGGCUUUCGUCAGUGGUCUUAUUAAUUCCAUUUUCACUUUCCAAGGUACUGAAUUGGUUGCAGUCACUGCUGGUGAAGCAUCACCAAGAGCUCUUAGAAGUGCAAUCCGUAAAGUUAUGUUCAGAAUCUUGGUUUUCUAUGUCUUGUGUAUGCUUUUUAUGGGUCUUUUGGUUCCUUACAAUGACCCCAAACUUACUGAAGAUGGUGGUUUCACAAGAAACUCUCCAUUUCUUAUUGCCAUGGAAAAUUCAGGUACCAAAGUUUUACCACACAUUUUCAAUGCUGUAAUUGUCACAACAAUUAUUUCUGCCGGUAAUUCCAAUAUUUAUUCUGGAUCUCGUAUCCUCUACGGUUUAGCUCAAGCUGGUGUUGCUCCUAAAAUUUUCCUUAAAACCAAUAAAGGUGGUGUUCCAUACUUUGCUGUGGCAUUCACAGCAGCAUUUGGUGCAUUGGGCUAUUUGGCAUGUUCCAAUCAAGGUAAUAAAGCUUUCACUUGGCUUUUGAAUAUCACUGCUACUGCCGGGUUAAUUUCAUGGGGGUUCAUUUCAGUAAGUCACAUCAGAUUCAUGAAAACUCUUCAAAGAAGAGGAAUUAGUAGAGAUACCCUACCUUUCAAAGCUUUCUUUAUGCCAUUUAGUGCUUAUUAUGGUAUGGUUGUUUGUUUCAUUGUUGUGUUGAUUCAAGGAUUCACGGUGUUUUGGGAUUUCAAUGCUAGUGAUUUCUUCACAGCUUAUAUUUCUGUCAUAUUAUUCGUUAUUAUGUGGAUUGGAUUCCACUUUUUCUUUUUUGGAUUUGGUAAAGAUUCUUUUAAAAUGAGCAACAUUUUGGUGCCUUUGGAUGAUUGUGACAUCGAUACUGGUGUAAGAGAUAUUAAUGAUGCUGAGUUUGAUGUUCCACCACCAAAGAAUGCUUGGGAUAAGUUCUGGGCUAUUGUUGCAUAG
Candida dubliniensis CD36 is the source of this 1716-nucleotide messenger RNA. It is a transcript of the gene CAN1, whose product is annotated as Can1p. Bases 1 to 1716 code for a protein of 571 amino acids. NCBI's taxonomy places the organism in Eukaryota, Fungi, Ascomycota, Pichiomycetes, Serinales, Debaryomycetaceae. The record is from RefSeq and is a predicted model, not a curated record. Gene Ontology annotation, molecular function: amino acid transmembrane transporter activity. The transcript has a single exon. Gene Ontology annotation, biological process: amino acid transmembrane transport. Gene Ontology annotation, cellular component: membrane.